AGGGAGGGGGCCGGGAGAGGAUUGUUUGAAUUUUUUUGUGUGUAUGUGUGUUUGGGGCGGGGAGGGGGCUCCGAGCAGAUAGAGAGAGGUGCUGCUCUGCUCUUGUCUUUGUAGUGUCGCGCAGGGGGGGGGGGGGUUAGGGGGGCGAGGAAGGAGUUUCUCACUGGUCCUGAAGCCAGUCCUUCUCCGCCUCAGAGUGAGCGCAGACAAUCUCUCCCUUCCUCUCAACUUUGCCUCCCUGAUAUCUCGGGCCAGCUCAGGUUUUUUUCUUUAUUCUCUCUUCCUUUGUUCUCUGACUGCUUGGCCAAGUGUUGUCCACCUGCUCCUGUGGGAUAUCCCGAAGCCUCCUGGCGGCCGGCCGGGCGCUGUGUAGUGAAGCUUGUGCAGUAGCAGCGCCAAGUUCUCUGUGGGAGUGGAGCGUAUGGAUCCCGGCACUGGCUGCUACUCGGGGCAUACUUAGAGGUCACAAAAUCAAGUCAUGAUGGUGGAAUCUGCAUCUGAGUCCAUACGGUCCACCCCAACCAGCCAAAAUGGAGUUGGAAGCCUCCCUAACCAAUCAGAGAGUUGCGUGGGAAGAGAAGGAGCAGGCAGUGGUGACACUAAUGGAGAGUUAAGCCCAGCAGAACUUCUGCACUUUCAGCAACAGCAGGCUCUGCAGAUGGCAAGGCAACUUCUUCUUCAGCAAGCAACAGGUUUGAGCUCCCCCAGUAGCACAGAUAACAAGCAGCCCUCAGUACAGGUCCCAGUCUCAGUUGCUAUGAUGUCCCCUGGAAUGAUCACCCCUCAGCAAAUGCAGCAGAUUCUGUCCCCUACACAACUCCAGGCUGUCUUACAGCAGCAACAGGCACUCAUGCUACAGCAGUUGCAGGAGUAUUACAAGAAACAGCAGGAACAGCUGCACCUUCAGCUUCUGUCUCAACAGCAGGCUGGGAAGCAACAACCAAAAGAGUCAUCUUUGGGAAACAAGCAGUUGGCUUUCCAGCAGCAACUAUUACAAAUGCAACAGUUGCAGCAACAGCACUUACUAAAUCUCCAGAGGCAGAACCUGGUGGGGCUUCAAUCUGGGCAAGGGCCAUUACCAAUACAGAGUCUUCCACAAGCUGUAUCUCCGUCAGACCUGCAGCAGCUCCUAAAGGAGAUGAGCAGCAAUCAGGAAGAAUCUAGUAAACAGGACACUGUUGACCUGACCACCUCAAUCACUACCUCAUUCCCAAAUUCCAAGGUUUCACUUCCUACAAUACACCCCUCCUUACCUAAUGGGCAGAACACACGCAGAGAUAGCAUGUCACAUUAUGAAAGUUCUCACCCACUCUAUGGUCAUGGUGAAUGCAGAUGGCCAGGCUGCGAAGCUCUCUGUGAAGACAUGGGACAAUUUAUAAAGCAUUUAAACACAGAGCAUGCUCUUGAUGAUCGCAGCACUGCACAGUGUCGAGUUCAGAUGCAGGUGGUGCAACAGCUUGAGAUACAGUUGGCAAAGGAGAGUGAGCGAUUGCAGGCAAUGAUGACCCAUCUUCACAUGAGACCAUCAGAACCAAAGCCCUUUAGUCAACCACUCAACUUAGUAUCCAGUGCUUCCCACAACAAAAUGUCCCCUGACACAUUCCCAGAUGGCUUACCUCAACCCCCUACAUCUGCUACAGCCCCUAUCACUCCACUGAGACAGGGCACCUCUGUGAUUAGCUCCUCAAGUCUGCCUUCUGUCGGUCCUGUGCGUCGAAGGAUUGUAGACAAGUUUAGCACCCCAAUAUCAUCAGAACUUGCUCAAAAUCAUGAGUUUUAUAAGAAUGCUGAAGUACGUCCUCCAUUCACAUAUGCCUCUUUAAUCCGACAGGCUAUAUUAGAUACACCAGACAGACAGCUGACAUUAAAUGAGAUUUACAACUGGUUCACGCGCAUGUUUGCGUACUUUCGGAGGAACACUGCUACAUGGAAGAAUGCAGUUCGUCACAACCUGAGUUUGCACAAAUGUUUUGUGCGUGUGGAGAAUGUGAAGGGAGCAGUGUGGACAGUAGAUGAGUUGGAAUACCAAAAGAGAAGGCCGCCAAAGAUGACUGGCCCGACCCUUGUUAAAAACAUGAUCUCUGGGCUGGGAUACAGUGCCCUAAAUGCAAGUUACCAGGCUGCCCUGGCAGAAAGUAGCUUUCCAUUGCUCAACAGUCCACCACUACACAACAGUUCAGGCAGUGUCCUCCAUGGUGGGCAUGACGAUGUUACCAGCACCGGGGAACCUGGAAACAGCAAUGGAAGCAGCCCUCGUCUGUCUCCUCAGUAUAGUCAGUCCAUCCAUGUCAAGGAGGAGCCUGCAGAAGAUGAUGUCAGACCUGCCUCUCUUUCUGCACCAACUAAUCAAACUACAGUCCUGCCAGAAGAUCGUGACAUAGAGCCAGAGACACCCAUGGAAGACUUGCCUUAGUGGCACCAAAUUUCAUAAUUUUCAUUGUCCCAAAGUCCAGCACUUCCACCAGAGACCAACCUGUCCCAAAGCCUCAUCUACUCUCAAAGAGACUUGAACUUGAUUCUUAUACAAACUUUGGGGCCAACCAUAAUCUGGCAGCACUUCCAUGGUUUAUGGACUGGAGGGAAACUCCCAGAAUCAUUUGGCUCAUGGACAAAGAUGGGAUGGGUAUUGAUUCUUCUAGUGACCUCUGACAUUGUCAGGAAUAAAGUUCCAAUCCUGUGUUCUCGCCCCCACCACUGCAUAAUAUGGAAAUAUGGACAUAUUUUGCCAUUGCAAACUCCAUGAAUAUUCCCUUACAAUGCAUGCAGGAUUGGGGGUCCCUUAUGCUAGCUCUUCUGCUGGUCAAUUUUGAAGGUACCAAAAAUAACCAAACUUUGUUAUUUAUUUUGGCUUUGUGUGUUUCAGAUUAAUUUUACUGCUGGCACACUUCACACAUAGAUGUGAAAUAUUGGUACACACAUACAUGCACAAAUGCAACACUUAAUGAUACAAGAUGCACAGAUUUACACAAACAUAUAAAUAUGAGCACAUUAUGUGCACAAAUGGAUAAAGACAAAGGUGUAGGUCUGCAUAUUUAGAGGAAAGGGGCUUGUUUACUGUUUUAUGUGUAUCUUAAAAAAGUGCACCAAAUAAGUGCUGUAGCUUUAUACCUGUCACAGGGGUGACUUCCAGUGAGUCAAAGGUGAAAUUGCUUCUCCAAACAAUUAGUACAAAAUAUUAUUUUCAGGGAACUUUUCAAAGCUAAAUAACCUUAUUCAUUUUAGGAUCAAAGGGCUUCCAGGUACACCAUACAGUACAUACAGUAAAGAAGGGGUCAAAAGGGAAUUCACACUAAAAUAUAAGAUGUGCUUAUAUAACAGAGCACAUUUUAUAUUACAGGUAUGGGAACUGUUACCCAGAAUGCCCAGAAUUAUUUUCUUAUAAUGGAGUCUAUGGGAGAUGGUCUUUCUGUAAUUUGGAACUUUCAGGAUAACAGGUUUCCGGAUAAGGGAUCCCAUACCUGUAUAAUAGAAAUUGAGAUACAUAAGACUAAAUAACACUUUUUUACUAACACUGAGCAUAUUUGUGCUUGGGCAGUAAUCUAUAGCAACCAAUCAGCAAUUAGCCUUGGUUAGUCAACUCAGGUAGACCACCAUUAGCAAAAAUUUGAUUAGUUGCCACCAGCUACAUGGGCUAUUGCCCAGGUAAAAAUAUGCCCACUGUUAGUAAAUAAGUCUUAGGUAGCAAGACAAUAAUAAUGCCCAAAGUCAGAUGCUUUAUGCAAAUGCAUUAUGUUGGUGGGACCACAAAAAACUGUAAAAUGAGAAAAAUCUUAAAAUCAGAGUAUAUGGGUAAAGUGACUUUUUAGGAGAAACAUGGGCAAUAUGAAUAAAAAUGGAACUGUGGCAUACUUUGGCCAUAAAAUGUACUGUGUUUAAUUUGAGGAAAUUUGGUGCUAUCAUUCCUUCAUUAGAUGGCUAAAAUAGGCAAAAAAUUUGGAUUUUUUUCUGUUUUGCCUAUUUCUGUUUUUUUCUAUUGCAGUAAUGGGCUAUUCUGGUGUGAUAUGCAUCUGUGUGAUAGCUUUAUCAAAACACAAAACAAGUUAGCAGUAUUUAUCCCUACAGUUCAGUAAUUUCUGCCAAAUCAUAACAUUUUAUUCAUACUGGCCCAGGUAUUUUGGUAUUUACUGUUAAGACAAUUCUUUUCUGUUGUCGUUGGUUUCACCAGAUGGAGAACAUGGCUGCUCUUACAUCUAUGACAAGUGACACUUUAACACCAACACUAAAGGAGUCAUUUAUUUUAAAAGUAAGCACAACCCCAGCUGCAGUAAUGGUUGCAGAAACGUGGUGCAAUGUGCUUGCAUGUACAGAAGCAUAGGGCUCCCUUACAUCAUUAUGCCUACAGGCAGGGUUGCCAUCAGGGAAUGGGGGUGACAUUUUGACCUGAAAAGGGUCUGCCCAAGGAGCAAAACUUCCGUAAAUUGCAUAACUUAUGUAUAAACUUUAAAACUUGAACAAAUGGUAUAACUUGUGCAAAAAUGCUUAACUUGUAGAAUGUAAAAACUUGCAUAACAAGCAAUGACACCUCAGAGCAGUGUGACAAGUGCAGGCACAAGUGUAGGGUUUAAACUUAAGGCAAACUCCACUAACCCUCACUGAAUUAAAAAAAAAACAUAAGGGAUAUUCUUCUAACCACCAAUAAAUUGAUUUAUUAGUACAUUAAUCUUUUUUAUUACUUAUAUGAACUACUUAUUAUAGAGUAACAUCAACUGUUUAUAUUGUGAUCAGUUUACUUUAUUAUAUAAGCUAGUACUUACAUACACUUUUCAGCAGUGGAGUUAUUAGGCCCCACAGCAAGAUCAUUGGGCCAAACAUUGGGAACAAAACAUUUUCCACUAACAUAUAUUGCAGCCACUUAUCAGUCAAAAACCCAUGGGCUCCCCAGGAGUUGCAUUGUCUGUUUCCUAUAGUUAAAGUCCUGCUCCUUUCUAAGAAGCAUGUAAGUAAAGGAAGUGCAGGCGAAUGGCCCUGUCCCCCCCUCUUGUGCUGCCUCUUACGUGGUGGGCGUAUGCUUUAGCAACUAUAAGGUGCAAAUAUUUGGUCCUGAUUGUGACGAGCAGUUAUACUAAAAUAACGUGUUGUGGUUUUUAAACACAUGACGAUUUGCAACAGUUUCUUGCUUUAAGCCCUUAAGUGUCUCUUAAAGACCUGAUAAUAUACACAAACCACUAAUAUAUACUUUGUAUAUUUAUUUAUACAAAAAAAAAAUCUUAUUUUCCAUGUUCAUUUACACAUCUUGUGAGCAUUAGCUUAUCGGCCUACUAGAGAUUAAUUUCCACGUGAAAACAUUUUCAUUCAGAAAUUUAUACAAGUACUUUUUCACAUAUGCAUGCAAAACAUGGCUGGCCAGUCAGCACAUAGUGUAGAGUAGCAGUCACCUGUCAUCAGUUCUGCCCAGAGUCCCUCUCCUCAUGAAGGGCAUAAGUCCCUCUUAUCAGUGUGCUGCUUCCUACUUUUCAUCCCCUACCAAAGAUAAUUCUUAUGCCAAAUAAAUCAAAAUAUUUUCAUGCUUUGGCUUCACUUACUGAAGUGCAGCAUAGAACAUGCAGGCUAAAUUGAGCCAAAGGUACACACAUUUGGGUAUGUUACAGACUAAUGCUCAUCCCUGCCUGCUGGCCAUUAACAUUACCUUAAACUGUUUCAUUACUUUCUAUAUAGAUUUGUCAGUCUAGUUAACUGCUAGCUGCUCUGAAGAAGUGGGUGAUGGGAUCAUGUCUCUAUGAAGUGAACAGUGCAUUUAUUUGUGAUUUCUCAACUUUAUGGCUGUGUGAGUAGUGAGUAUGAGUAACGUUUGCCAUAGAUGUGCAAGAUCCUGGUGAACCCAGCCAUCUUGAAUAAUGGUUGUUUUUAGUUUUGGAUUUUAUUGAUGUAAACCUAAAUUUAUUUAAAUGUAUGUGUGUGUGCUUGUCAUGGCAGACUGUUUUUGCCUUGGUGUAUUACAGCCACCAAGGAGUUGUUUCUACAGAUUUCUUUAGUUGCCGAUGUUGUACUUAUUACUUUGAGUAUGACUUUUGAGUAUGCAUUCCAUUGUCAUGUAGACUUUAAAACCACUCCAUCCCUACAUGUAUUCCACCCCAUCAAUCAAAUUGCUGAUAGGAAAGUAUAUAAGUACUGCAGGUACAAGAAGUGUGGCUAUCAUCUGUCUGUAGCCCACUGUCUUUUCCUGUAUUCUGAAUCUGAAUUACUACUGUGCAGAUCAAUGCAGAGAACAAGAGAGGCAAAAUUGUAUCCCUCAGGCUCUGGGAUCUUUGCUUUGUCUAUUCUGUAAAACACCUGUUGCUGUGGUGUGCCAUCAUUUCUUUUGCACCAGAAACAGACUUCUCAUAUAGACCUGGCUUUUGGUGCAUAAAAUAAACCAGUAUGGACAUCUGCAUAUAACAUUCACUGAGUAUUGCAUCAUACAGCCCAUAAAAUGUGAGUAGGGUGUUUGAUACAGCCAGUGGGUUGACUAAAUGCAUUAACAGUUUAUCCAUAUCAGAAGCUUGCUCCAUUUACUACUUUACCCAGUUUACAAUUCCCAGUUUUUCAGGGCACCCCUACAAGUUACACAUUAUAUAUAUAUACAUAUACACAAACUGCAGGAAAGCACAGAGAGACCAUUUAUGUCAUUUGUGUUAAUUAUGUGAUGCACAAGGUUUCAGGGGGGCAAAAUGCCAUUUUGACAAGUCCAUACCUCCCAACUGUCCCGCGGGACAGUCCCGAUUUUGACAGCUCAGCUCUGACAAGUCCCUCCUUUCCCUUUAAUUUCCUGCACUAAACCUGCACUGAACACUAAAAAAGAUACAAAGUUUCUCAAACUUAAUUAGAAAAAAUAGCUUUUGGCAAAGAGCCCAGAAACUUAACAAGCAAUACCUGCACUUAGAUACAAUUGUGACUAAUAAACUAAACAGGUCUCUUGGGUGAACUGAGACUUGCAGCUUAAAGGGCAAUUUCACCUUUUUAAUCAAAACUGUAACAACAGAUAAAACAAGACCCCAAAACCCCCAGAAAUGUGUUCAAACUUUAAAUAACCAGCCAAAUUUUGUAAAAAUAGGAGUGGUAUUUAGGGGGCAUGUUUGCAAAAAUGGGCAUGGUCAAAAGAAUUUUCACCUUGCUACACGCAACUUCUUUUGUCCCUCUUUGCUUUUUUAAAAUGUUGGGAGGUAUGAAGUGCAAUUCAGUUUACUGAAUGUGACAGACUGGCAGGUUACUCCAUGAAAUUUUAUGCAUUGUACUAAUUAAGAAAAUUAAAUGUGGUUAAUAUCUAUAAGUUUACGGCUGUUUGUGUCUUACAAUAGCCGCUCUCUAUGAAACCUGCACACACUGUUGAGGCAGAACAGCAAGGGAGUUGCUCACCUUUACAUUAGAAGAGUACCUUUAAGGUCUCUCUUCCUUCUUAUUUAGAUUUUCAACUGUUGACCCUUGGAAGUCUAUAUAUCUACAUAGAGGCAAAUGUUGACAGAUGCAAAUUUGACCCCUAGUUCCAGCCAUGUGUACUGCAACUGCUCAACCAAACUUGACUCAUUUAUUACUAGACUACAAAUCCCAGAAAUAUCUAACAUAUUAUAAAGGUUAAGGCAUGCUAGAAGUAUAGUAGUAGUUUAGCAACAUCUGGGUUAUAUUCUUAAAGAAAUAUUGCAGAAUAACGCUAUACAAAUUAUUCCACAGCCAGGUGCUAUGUUAAAAUGCAAAAAAAAAAUCCUUCAAAGAGAAUCCCAGCUGAUCUGUGUAAAGGUGGCCACACACAUGGCGAUUUCCGAUCCGAUGGUCGCACGAAAGAUCGUACAAACGGCCACUAACCAUUCAGGGCUGAAACGGCAGAUAAGGAGGUAGAAACAAUAGGAUUUCUACCUCCUUCUGCCGACAGCAGAUUUUGAUCAGGCGCCUUCUAUGGCGCCCGAUCAAAAUCUUUUAACCUGGCUUAUCAGUCGACUCGCCGACUUGCCAUACACGCACCGAAUAUCGUACGAAACGGGGUUUCGUACAAUAUUAUCGGUGUGUGUAUGGCCAGCUUAAGUUAGAGUCUUUGUUUCUGCAAUUGGAUUUACACAUUUUUUCCCAGCACCGAACAAAUCUUCCCUUUAUUCCCAUGCGUGAUUACAGUUUAAUAUAAUGAAAAAAUAAUAUUUCUAUAUGUAAGAUAAAAGCAAGAUGAAAUAUUAGACUUGGUGAAAACAUUAAAGAACAAUAAAGAUCAAUAACAGAACAAUGCAUACCAUAUACCACAAGAAAAAAAAUUCAAAAUGGCAUGGUUUGUAAUAAUUACUAACUGCUGCAAUAAAAUAAAAUAACGUAGACACCU
Molecule: messenger RNA, 8278 nt
Organism: Xenopus tropicalis (tropical clawed frog)
Lineage: Eukaryota; Metazoa; Chordata; Amphibia; Anura; Pipidae
Gene: foxp4
Product: forkhead box P4
Exons: 17
Coding region: 479-2413 (644 amino acids)
Biological process (GO): negative regulation of transcription by RNA polymerase II; regulation of DNA-templated transcription
Cellular component (GO): nucleus
Molecular function (GO): sequence-specific DNA binding; DNA-binding transcription repressor activity, RNA polymerase II-specific; RNA polymerase II cis-regulatory region sequence-specific DNA binding
Source: RefSeq, a predicted model, not a curated record